AUGUCUCUGCAGUCCCUUCCUUUCGAGAUCUUGACACAGAUAAUUCAGCCGCUCAUCCCAUCCAAUUGGAAUGGUUUCAGCACAGACUCCAAGACCGGUGUUUUGAAGCUUCGCACGGUCUGCCGAAGCUUUAAUCAUGUUGUGUCGCGAUGUGCACUCCGAAAGCUAGGGGCAGUUGCUCUGCUAAGUCUUGAUCGUCGGCCAAACAAGAUUGAAACUAUCCGCUGGCUUCUGCUCACCAAGGCGAAAAUGGAGUAUUCAUCCCAGAGAAGCCCUGUUGAAUAUCUUUAUCGAUGUGCCUCCUUUGUGGCUUCUCAAACACACUGGGUUUUUUCCAUUGUCCGGGGCGACUGGGAGUGGUUGAGUACCGUUUGCGAUGCCAUUGUCGCCUCUCACGACAGGAAGUGGGUGCUAAAUCUCUUGGUUGGGGAUUCAUGUAUUUUUCCAGGGCCAGAAGCCUGGGAAUUCUAUCACGAACUCAGCUUCACAGGAGCGGCAGAGUCAAAAGUCGAUGGAGAAGCGAUCACGGCUGCUCACUCAACCGUGGCAUUACCUCUGGCUGCAUUCCGAGGCGAUGAGGAGGGAGUUAAUAUGCUUCUUCCUGGCGGAGGAAACCCCAAUAUGUGCCAUCCUGUACUUGGGAAGGCCUUGUAUAACGCAGCAUACAACAAUCAUGUUCAUAUUAUCAAGUUACUGGCAAAGCACGGUGGCAGCCUUGAAACAAGUGGGCGGUUCGGGACUCUUGUUGAAGUCGCUUGUUGGCAAGGCCAUAUCAAAACUCUUCAAUAUCUCCUAGGCACAAUGCCCGUGCGAGAGUCGAAAAAAUCCCUCGGUAAAGCCUUGCUACUUGGUUGUAGGAACGGUCACAAAAAGGUGGUUCACGUUCUGCUGCAAUGGGUCGAUAGCAUGAGAGAAGUGGACCAAACUUGGAGGGAGCUCGGCAGCCAUCUCGGAUUCAAAUUGGUUGGGACGCAGCCACAAAUCGACCUAAAUUGCUCAAUCAUAAAUGAGGGAACGCCCUUGGCAGCCGCCGUUGCAAAUGGAAAUGAACCGAUAGUUCGCAUGUUAACGGCUCGAGAUGACGUGCACCAGCAUUUUGGAAGAAGCAGGUUCUGCCCCCUCUGGCUUGCCGUUAAACAGGAUCAUGCAUCAAUUGUCGGCCUUCUUUUAGAUCGCUACCAAUUGCAGCCUAAUUUCAUCAUUAAACGAGACAUGACGUUGCUUUGUGCAGCAGCAGGCCUGGGAAGUGCGUCAGUUGUCCAGAUGCUUCUUCAACGAAGUGACAUUGAUCCGAACUUCCGAGCGCAAGAGAAGCAUACGACCCCAUUGUCACUAGCAGUGCUCAGAGGUCAUACGGAGGUCGUUAGAUUGCUGUUGGGGCGAGAGGAUAUUGACCCGAAUAUUUCAGCAAAGGACUGGAGGCCGCUAGAAAAGGCUGUGCACAAGGGACAUGAAGAGAUUAUAAGGCUCCUCCUCAUGCGGCAAGAUCUCAAUCCAAAUCUCCACGAAACUCCCUUCACACCAUUAGGGGCUGCGGCGAGGCUGGGAUUGAAGGAUAUCGUGCAGAUGCUCCUGGAGCGGCCUGACACGGAUCCAAAUCUUGGGCACCCUGACUCCGGUCACACUCCCCUAAGACUUGCUAUUAUCCGUCACUGGCCACAUGUUGUGAGGGAACUGCUCCAACGAAAAGAUGUCGACCCAAAUCAACCAGGAGUGCAUGCAUUCAUGGUAUCAGAACUGCCCCUACGACGGGAAAUAGAACGGCGGCCAUUUUUUCCUGUUAUAGAUGCUGUUUCGGUCGGGUCUACGGAUGGACUACAACAAAUACUGUCCCAGGAAAAUACAAAUGCCAAUGAGUAUCACGAAGGCCAGACUCCAUUAGUUAUGGCAGUCCAAAACAGACGAAUCGACAUGGUUCGGGUUCUUCUGGAGCACCCCAACAUUGACGUAAAUCAAACAGGCACAUGCGAACCUUACCAUGAUGAGGUUCACAUUAGAACGGCUGAAAGCACAAGCUGGUCGUACACGCCAACCCUAGUUUUGGGAAACCGCCCUGGCCCAACGCCUUUAUUCAUCGCCUGUAGGAAAGGCUACCUCGAAAUUGUCAGUCUGCUUAUCCAACACCCAAGAAUAAACUUGAAAAUGAGCGACGAUAGGUCUCGGACUGCGUUUUGGUGGGCGGCGUGGGGAGGGAACCCGGAAGUUUUCACGCUGCUUCUAAAACACUGUCGUGAACACAUCAACACCCCCGACUUUGAAGGCUGGACGGCGUUGCACGUCGCAGUAAAUUGGGGUCACGGUGCGAUUGUUGAUAUGUUGAUGGGUUGCGUGGAGCUUUACCCAAACGCCGUCAACCAGGAUGGUUGGACUGCUCUUCAUCUGGCCGUUGAUCGUGGUAGAGAGGCCAUAGCGUUGAAACUCCUCAAACAUCCCAAGAUUGAUAUAACAUGUAAAAAUGCUGACGGGCAGAUGGCAAUGGAUUUGGCACGUUGGAGGGGAUUUGAGAGGCUGGCUGAUCUCGUUCAAACCCGGGGUCGGCGUCUUGGGCGAGUGAGGACGACAGCCAAACUAUUCUUCUCCAAAUAUUCGAAAUAG
This is a messenger RNA of Clonostachys byssicola, 2595 nucleotides long. NCBI's taxonomy places the organism in Eukaryota, Fungi, Ascomycota, Sordariomycetes, Hypocreales, Bionectriaceae. The record is from the annotation of a GenBank genome assembly.